This is a messenger RNA of Prosopis cineraria, 1814 nucleotides long. Its product is annotated as cytochrome P450 81E8-like. The coding region runs from base 35 to 1573 and encodes 512 amino acids. Gene Ontology annotation, molecular function: oxidoreductase activity, acting on paired donors, with incorporation or reduction of molecular oxygen; monooxygenase activity; iron ion binding. Lineage: Eukaryota; Viridiplantae; Streptophyta; Magnoliopsida; Fabales; Fabaceae. The transcript is spliced from 2 exons. The record is from RefSeq and is a predicted model, not a curated record.
AUUGCUCAAUGCAUACAGGUUGAUUUGUAUCAAAAUGGAAAGGACGAUCAUGGAAGAUAACUUGAUCUUUUAUUUUGCCCUUUGCCUUCUUAUUCUGAUCACUUCAAAGCUCUUGCUCCAAACAAGAUCACGAUUCAAAAAGCUCCCUCCAAGUCCGCCUUCUCUCCCUAUACUGGGCAACCUCCUACAACUGAAACAACCUCUCCAUAGCCACCUUCAUUCCCUCUCUCAAAAAUAUGGCCCCAUCUUCUCUCUCCGUCUCGGCUCUCGUUUUGCUGUUGUCGUUUCAUCUCCCUCCGCUGUUGAAGAGUGUUUCACCAAAAACGACAUUAUCUUUGCGAACCGUGUUCCCCUUCACAAGACCAAGUACAUCGGUUACAACAACACCGUCCUCGUUGCUUCUUCCUACGGUGACCACUGGCGCAACUUACGUCGUAUAAGCUCCCUCGAGAUCCUGUCAACAGCCCGUAUCAACUCAUUCUUGAAUCUCCGAGUCGACGAGACCAAGCUGUUGCUACGCAAGCUGGCUCGGCAGUCAAAAAAUAACUUCGCGAAAGUGGAGCUGAGAUCAAUGUUUUCAGAUCUGACCUUUAACACCAUAAUGAGAAUGGUUGCCGGAAAAAGGUAUUACGGCGAUGAAGCUGAUUUGACAAACGUGGAGGAAGCGAAGCGGUUUAGAGAUGCCAUGCAGGAGAUCUCAUCUUUUAGUUUGGGAACCAAGGAUUCAAACCUUGUGGAUUUUUUGCCUCUGUUCCGAUGGAUUGAUUACAACGGUUACAAAAAGAGAUUGCAAAGAGUCGGGAAGACGUUGGAUGAGUUGUUGCAAGGGCUCAUUGACGAGCAUCGAUAUAAAAAGGAAGGAUUGGAAAGCACAAACACUUUGAUAGAUCAUUUACUCAUAUCGCAAGAAUCAGAACCUGAGUAUUACACUGACAAAAUUAUCAAAGGCCUUAUUAUGGUGUUGAUAUUAGCAGGAACAGACACUUCAGCAAUCACAUUAGAGUGGGCUAUGUCGUAUCUAUUAAACUAUCCAAGGGUAUUGGACAAGGCAAGGAUUGAAUUGGAAGCUCAGGUUGGAGAAGGGCGGCUAGUAGAAGAAGCUGAUGUGACUAAACUAUCAUACCUUAAAAGUAUCAUCUCCGAGACAAUGCGGCUGAGCCCAGCCGCCCCGAUGCUCGUACCCCACAUGGCUUCAGAUGAUUGCUUUGUAGGGGGUUAUGAUGUGCCACGUGGCACUAUGUUGCUUGUGAAUGCAUGGGCCAUCCAUAGGGACCCAGAUUUGUGGACUGACGCAUUGAUCUUUAAGCCCGAGAGGUUUGAAAAUGAGGAGGGAGAAGCCCGAAAGCUGAUACCUUUCGGAAUGGGAAGAAGGGCCUGUCCAGGAGCAGGCCUGGCCCAACGAACCGUAGGGUUGACUUUAGCAUCGUUGAUUCAGUGUUUUGAUUGGAAAAGGGUCAGCGACUUAAAAAUCGACAUGAGGGAGAGUGGCGGAGGCUUGAUGCCCAAGGCAAUUCCGUUGGAGGUUCAAUGCAAAGCACGUCCUAUCCUCAGCAAGAUUCUAUCACAACCCUAGGUGCUAUUCAUGUUGCAUUGUUAAUUUAGGCUUCAACUUCUAGCAUAUAAUUGGCUUCGGAGCACGUGCUUGCUUUUUGAUUUGUUCUCUGCUUUAAAAAUUUGUCAAGUUUAAUUCAUUAUCGAGUUUGGUAAGUUUACUUAAGACGGUUGUGUGAUAAGUUUCAUGCAAACGUUAUUGUUAAAAGCAUUUAUCUUUUAUUGUUGAUGUUAAAUAAUAUAUAUAAAUUAUUUUGAAAAUA